AUGUCGACGACCAAGAAACAACCGGAAUGGCACAUCCCCGCCUCGGAGGAAACAGUUUCGGUCCUUAAACUGUAUAACUCCCUCACGAGAUCCAAGAUCAUCCUUCGAGCUCGCCAAAAUUAUCUUUACAAUAACCUCAAAUCGUCCACCGAUGCGCUCACAUCCGAAUUGAUCGAGACCGUUCGUACCGCGUUGAAUGAUUUCGCAAAGACCAAACUCGGUGUGAUUGCGGGCACUCCUAUGGCCACCGAUAAAAAUGAUCCAAAGUAUCUCUUGCAUGCCAACGCAUUCUCUUCCCGAGGUUACUCUUCACCAUCAUUAAUUGUGCAUGAAUAUUCUUUACAGAGGGAAACUGUGAAAGCCGUUGCGGCAGCCGAAGUGUCGCUUGAAGAUGUGGACACAGGUAGAGAAGUCGCCCAUAAAUUGUUAGACGAUUCGUAUGAAGUCAUUGUUGCGUGGUUGGACAAGGAGAAAGGCGCAUCGGUCACGGACCCGAAGAUCUUUCGCGACUUGGCUGCAUAUUGGGAAAAGAGUUACAUGGAGGACAUGAAAGCAUUGAAUGUUCUGCCUUGUGAUGUCUUGACACGUGUCAGCGAGUAUGUGCCAGAAAUUGUUGAGUAUGUCAAGAAGAUUUUGGAGAACGGCUAUGCGUAUGAAUCCUAUGGAUCGGUCUAUUUCGACACCAAUGCGUUUGACGGCAAAGACGGUCAUCAUUAUGCCAAGUUGGAACCCUGGUCAACGGGUAAUGAGAAACUUAUCGAGGAGGGGGAGGGAAGCUUGGGAAGUAAAUUGGCCGGAAAGAAAAACAAGAGUGACUUUGCCCUGUGGAAAAAGAGUAAACCGGGGGAACCAUCUUGGGAGUCACCUUGGGGACCGGGUCGCCCCGGAUGGCAUAUCGAGUGUUCCGUGAUGGCAAGCGAAGUCCUAGGCGAAAAUAUGGACAUUCACUCGGGUGGAAUUGAUUUGGCGUUCCCGCAUCACGACAACGAGCUGGCACAAUCGGAGGCAUAUCACGGGUGUCAUCAAUGGGUCAACUAUUUUAUUCACGCCGGGCAUUUGAAUCUUGAAGGCAUGAAGAUGAGCAAGUCGCUGAAGAAUUUCAUUACCAUUCAAGAAGCGUUGGAAAAAUACAGUCCUCGACAGAUUCGACUGUUCUUUCUUCUUCAUCAAUGGGACGCAAAGAUAGACUUCAAGGAUUCCAGCUUGGUGGAGGCAAAAAGCAUCGAAACAAUUCUCAAUAAUUUCUUUGUCAACGCCAAGGCCCUGAUAAAUGAAUUCAAACUCUCUGCGUACGAGUCCGAUGGGAAGCAUCGAUAUCGUGGUCCGGAGAAAGAGAUCAUAAGUCUGUUCCUCGAGAAACAACGAAUCAUCCACGCCGCGCUUUGCGACUCCCUCAACACGCCGGUCGUCAUGCUAGAAAUAAUGGAUCUAGUGAACAAGACCAACGUCUAUAUUUCGGCCGGAAGAAAUAGCAUAAAUGUAAAUGCGGUUGAACUAAUAGCGAGAUAUGUGACGAAAAUGCUUAGAAUAUUUGGUGUUAUGGAAAGCACGGCAACCGAGGAGAUCGGAUUUGGCACAUCGGAGAAACAAGGGAUCUCCAGCAAUGAAAAGGAGGAUCUCAUUCUUCCCUAUCUCCGCGUUCUAUCAGGUUUUCGUGACAACGUUCGCGAACUCGCUCGACAGAAGAAAGCACACGAGGAAUUUCUGUUGAUCAGUGAUAAACUGAGAGAUACCGAGUUGGUAGAUCUGGGUGUGUCAUUAGACGACCAGGAAGACGGCAAGGCUUUGGUUAAGUUGGUGGAUAGGGAUGAGCUUAUCAAGUCAAGAGAAGAGAGACUAAGAGCUCAGGCUGAAAAGGCGGCCAAAAAAGAAGCGGCAGCGAAAGCAAAGGAGGAGGAGAAGAGGAAAAGGCUGGAACAAGGAAAGAUAGAUCCCGAGAUGAUGUUCAAGGAGGCCAAGGAUGAAGAGGGUAAAGAUUUGUACUCUGCAUUUGAUGAGAUGGGAAUCCCGACCCACGAUAACAACGGCGAAGAACUUUCCAAGAACAGGGUGAAGAAGUUAAAGAAAGAAUGGGAGGUCCAGAAAAAAUUGAACGCCGAAUAUUUAGAUUGGAAACAAAAAAAUGUCUCCGAGCAGACUUAG
Molecule: messenger RNA, 2142 nt
Organism: Acaulospora colombiana
Lineage: Eukaryota; Fungi; Glomeromycota; Glomeromycetes; Diversisporales; Acaulosporaceae
Source: the annotation of a GenBank genome assembly